CAUUUUGACUGUGCACAGACCGAUUCAGACGUCGAAGAACCACGGAGUGAAGCGGACUAUAGCUUGUGGAUCUUAUUGUGAUUUGGCGACGGUCGAGACAAUUUGUGUUGUUGUCCUCAAAGGACCAGAGGGAAAAAGUGGCACUUUUUCGGCGGGAACAGAGACUCGCGAAGCCCCAGUGAAGCAUAUUGAGUGUGAUCAUGUCAAAGUCCCAAUCGGAGCACAUAAAGCGCCCCAUGAAUGCCUUCAUGGUGUGGUCUCGCGGUCAGCGGCGAAAGAUGGCACAGGACAAUCCCAAGAUGCACAACUCAGAGAUCUCCAAGCGACUCGGAGCAGAAUGGAAACUCCUGUCGGAAGCCCAGAAGCGACCCUUCAUCGACGAAGCCAAGAGAUUGAGAGCACUGCACAUGAAGGAGCAUCCGGACUACAAAUACCGACCGCGGCGGAAACCCAAGACGCUGGUGAAAUCGCCCAUUCCACAGGGGAAUCACCACUCGCCCGUCUCCAAUCAGCACCAGGGCAAGGAAACUUCCCUACCAGCCAAGUAUCCCUUCGUGCCCAGCCUGGAUCUCACACUCAGCCUGCCACCGCGGCCGCCGGGCUUCCCGCUACCGCACUACUCCACCCUCGAUCCGGCUUUCGCGCUGGACCUGCAGGCGCGGCUGCAGGCGAUGUGCGCCAACGGCGGCCUCUAUCAUCCUUGGCGCUACUUUGGCUGUCCCACCGUCCUGCCCGCCGCCGACUCGCCACCCUCACCGCCCACGCCCGUGUCCUACGUCUGCGUGAAGUCCCCGAAAUCCUCGCCGCCGCCCGCCACGGCGCCGCCCGGCGCUCCGCCGCCGUCGACAGUCAUUUGA
This is a messenger RNA of Phlebotomus argentipes, 857 nucleotides long. RefSeq names its product transcription factor SOX-14 (gene Sox21a). NCBI's taxonomy places the organism in Eukaryota, Metazoa, Arthropoda, Insecta, Diptera, Psychodidae. Gene Ontology annotation, molecular function: RNA polymerase II cis-regulatory region sequence-specific DNA binding; DNA-binding transcription factor activity, RNA polymerase II-specific. Bases 201 to 857 code for a protein of 218 amino acids. Gene Ontology annotation, biological process: cell differentiation; regulation of DNA-templated transcription; anatomical structure morphogenesis. The transcript has 2 exons. The record is from RefSeq and is a predicted model, not a curated record.